AUGGACAACGAUGGACAACGAUGGACAACGUUGGACAACGUUGGACAACGUUGGACAGCGUUGCCUCACGAUAAUCAACAUGAUUUAAUAUUAAGAUCUAGAAUAAGUCAAUUUAAGACUUCUUCGAUGGACUACGAUGGACUACGAUUGACUUGGAUGGACUUGGAUGGACUUGGAUGGACUUGGAUGGAGUUGGAUGGAAUUGGAUGGACUUGGAUGGACUUGGAUGGACUUGGAUGGACUUGGAUGGACUUGGAUGGACUUGGAUGGACUUGGAUGGACUUGGAUGGAGUUGGAUGGACUAGGAUGGACUAG
Molecule: messenger RNA, 315 nt
Organism: Apis mellifera (honey bee)
Lineage: Eukaryota; Metazoa; Arthropoda; Insecta; Hymenoptera; Apidae
Exons: 2
Coding region: 1-315 (104 amino acids)
Source: RefSeq, a predicted model, not a curated record